AUGCCUGCCAUUUCGGCGCCGGGCCCGCCCAAUCUUGACGACUUUGAGCCACGAGAACUGGACCAAGCCGAUUUCGACUUCCUGCAUUCCCUUGCCAACGAGCCACCGCUGCCGCCCCACGAUCCUGUGCAUUCACUUGUCAACGAGAACCCGCUGCCGUCUCACGAACCUAGGCCGGCUCCCUCCAUCCCAGAGCGCGAAGCUUUCAGCUCAUCCGCUGUGUCCGCGUAUCCGGCCGUGGAGCAGAAUCUCGAACCGUUCCCUGCAUCCGCCGCCUGGGUCGACCCGAGAUGGGAUCGAUCGUUCCGGCACAGACGGGAAGCGACGCGAUCCAAUGUGGGAUGGGCAGCGCCUCGGGAGCUCUUGGGUCUAGGUCACUGGAAAGGUCUCAAGGAACACGGCUUUAGCCACGCCCGAGACUUUGCGGAUACCCUGGCGACGCGCGCUCGCAUCAACGAGCUCUUCUUCGCCAACAAGAUCACCUGGGUCGACCUGCGACCGUUCACGCGUCGGAACUCGCAGUGGUUCCACCGCUCACCGCUCGUGCGCGUCAGCCAACGACUACCGCUGGUGCGCAUCGUGGGGAAAGACGGGCUGCCAAGAAGGGUAUACGUGACAGAGCAUAAUGUCGUCACGAAUAGAGGAAGCGAGCUCAAAGGUACCGCUCUCGACGGUGUACCCUUCUUCUCGUUCUGGAGCGUCCCGGAGCGCGAAGCUGAUAAGGAGCACGAGACGUUGUUCCUCGGGUCUGGCUACCUGCAUGCCCGAGACAAUGAUGCGGUUGACGAGCAUCUGCGAAGGGUGUUGGAGGCGGCAGAGCCGGUGGAGAUUCGCAUCUAA
This is a messenger RNA of Kalmanozyma brasiliensis GHG001, 840 nucleotides long. RefSeq lists its product as uncharacterized. Lineage: Eukaryota; Fungi; Basidiomycota; Ustilaginomycetes; Ustilaginales. The transcript is spliced from 2 exons. The record is from RefSeq and is a predicted model, not a curated record. Bases 1 to 840 code for a protein of 279 amino acids.